GUCCAGGGUAGGACUGGAGAGGCUGCAGUGAAACUGACCCUCGGCGUGCGCACAGCGUCUUUGGAGGGAGUCGGUUAGCACCUACAGGAAGGAAAGAAGUGAAAUACGUGAUGGUAGUAAAUGCGAGCCGUAUUCGCGGUCGUGCACCUGAAGUUCCAGCGCUCGGGAGGCCGAGGCGGGAGGAUCACUUUGAGCUUGGCAGUUACGGACCAGCCUGGGUUGAAUAGAAGAAGUGGUGGAAAGGGAGGCUGGAGUGAUGGCUCAGCCGGGCAGCUGCAGACAGAUGCGCGUGUGCAGUGCUUUUUAAAAAGCUGCUAUCGGCUGGUGGACUAUCUGGAAGGAAUCCAGAAGAACUUUGAUGAAGCUGCCAAGGUGCUGAAGUUCAACUGUGAGGAAAACGGGCACAGUGACAGCUGCUACAAGCUGGGGGCCUAUUACGUGACUGGAAAAGGUGGCCUGACUCAGGACCUAAAGGCUGCUUCUGCCUGCUUUCUGAUGGCCUGUGAGAAACCAGGAAAGAAAUCUGUGGAGUCCUGUCACAAUGUUGGUCUCCUGGCACAUGACGGACAGGUCAAUGAGGAUGGCCAGCCUGACCUGCAGAAGGCCAGGGACUAUUACACCAGGGCCUGUGAUGGCAGCUUUGCAGCCAGCUGCUUCAACCUCAGCGCCAUGUUUCUGCAGGGCGCCCCCGGCCUUCCCAAGGACAUGGGUCUGGCAUGUAAAUAUUCAAUGAAGGCCUGUGACCUGGGUCAUGUCUGGGCCUGCGCCAAUGCCAGCCGCAUGUACAAACUGGGGGAUGGUGUUGACAAGGACGAGGCCAAAGCCGAAGUGCUGAAAAAUAGGGCCAGGCAGCUGCACAAAGAGCAGCAGAAAAACGUCCAGCCUUUAACGUUUGGGUAAUGGGCAGCCCACUCUCCCAAGCUGCAGACAGCUUGCUGGCACCUCUUCUGUGAGGCCAGAUGAGGAGCCCUUGGAGGUCGGUCAGCACCUGCCGGAGGUGGGGGAGCUGGAAGUGUGUACUUUUAGUAAACAAUCCUUUGUGUUACUCUGAA
Psammomys obesus (fat sand rat) is the source of this 1052-nucleotide messenger RNA. Its product is annotated as cytochrome c oxidase assembly factor 7. Gene Ontology annotation, cellular component: mitochondrial intermembrane space. Bases 121 to 900 code for a protein of 259 amino acids. The record is from RefSeq and is a predicted model, not a curated record. Gene Ontology annotation, molecular function: protein binding. NCBI's taxonomy places the organism in Eukaryota, Metazoa, Chordata, Mammalia, Rodentia, Muridae. The transcript is spliced from 3 exons.